This is a messenger RNA of Metarhizium brunneum ARSEF 3297, 2535 nucleotides long. NCBI's taxonomy places the organism in Eukaryota, Fungi, Ascomycota, Sordariomycetes, Hypocreales, Clavicipitaceae. The record is from RefSeq and is a predicted model, not a curated record.
AUGUUUCUCUCUGUCCUGGCCGCCUCCCUCUUUACCACGGCGUCCCUAGCCAGGGAAAUCCGGUCGCUGCACCCAGUAGGAGUGACCGUAGUGAGCCGUGAUGAGGAUCUGCUGGAAAAAUAUCGCGGCCAGGUCACAAGACUUCAUGACGCGAUAUCAAACGCUACCCAAUGCUACACCGACUUCAUUGACAACCUUCACAAGGCGGAACCUGAUACUUUGCAUACUAUCAACGCUUGUGGUGAUAAAAAUGAAGCAGCCCGAGCUGAGUUGGCUGCGACCCAUGAGAUAGCCAGGAGCCCAGCCUUUCCUUCAGACAAACUGUUUUCAGCUCAAUUGCCCGACGUCCUCGACAGUCGAACCAGCCUCCAGGGCCCGUGGACCAAAGAUCUACAAGACCGGGUUCACCAAUUGACUCUUGAGUCGCUAAACGCGGUCGAGGCAAGCAAGCGAGCAGCACUCUUGCCAGAGUACCGAAAGCACGUAACAGCGCUCUACGACCAUCUAUCCAAAGCCGUCACAUGCUACGAGGCGUAUGACAACAAUGUCCAGAAGCCAGGUGCUAAUCCUGACAGCAUCGACGCCUGUGACACGGAAUACGACGCCGUUGCGCGCUCUCUUCGCGAUGCCCGCAGCACGGCCUACCAGCCCGACUUUCCCGACGGCAACUGGCUCUUUGAGGCUAAAAUCCCGGAUAUGCGCGACAAUCGUAACCAGAAAAAAUUAGACGAGUUGCGCGACGCGGCCAAACACGCAUUCGAGAUCAAAGAUCAGGCGAAGCUGGUGAAGAACUACCACGAAGAAGUCACCGAUCUUCAGCGCCGCCUCGCAAGUGCCACCAAAUGCUACGUAGACUACAUCGACCACAUCCAUAGGGAAGACAUUACAGACGAGGGAUACAAGUCGCGAGCUGAUCAGGCCUGCAACGAGGCCUACAGGCAAAUCCAGGCCAAGCUCACCGAGGUGCGUGCGGCGGCCAGCAAGCCCAACUUUCCUGGGGCGUCGUGGCUGUUCAACGCCCAUCUUCCUGAUAUCACGGACGGGCGGGCAGAGCUCCAGAGCGAAUGGACGAAAAACUUGGAGGGGAAGCUUCGCGAGCUGACGCAGGCGGCGGACCGGGCUGAUAGAGCGGGUAUCCAGGCGGACGACAAGCUCACGCAGUUCAAUGCCACUGUGUUGCAGGAGGUUGUGCCGCUGGUGAAUAAGACGGCUAUGGAGACGGCAGAGGUGCUGGUCAAGUACGUUGCGCUUAACCUUCUCACGCAGGGGAAGACGGCGGAGGAUGUCAAGGACGCUGCGAAUAAGGCCUUGCUUGGUUUUGUAAAGGGACUGGGGCACGACAUGGUUGAUGGUGUGUUGAAGGAUGUGGCUGCCGCGGAAGACAAGGAACGAAAUGAUGCUGCCGACGACUUAGACGAAUAUAUUCUAUUCGGCGCCGAAGAUCUCGUCCCACUCAAGGAGCAUGAUGGAAACGGCCACUGGGCCGUGCGUGAACCGACGCUGCGCACACUCAAUGGAGAAGAGUACAGCGUCAAACGAUAUCGGCCACGAGCCGAAGGACUCUUCUCGGUCAUUGAGCACUGGACUAAGAACACCGGAGAAAUUCACUGGCGGUCGAUUUCGAAGCAUAAUGUAACUACCUUAUAUGGCACCAAUAACGAAUCCCGUGUUUUUGAUCCAGAAGACCCCGACUCCUCGAAGCCCACCCGAAUAUUUAGCUGGCUCAUUACCGAGAGCUUCGAUGAUAACCAGCCGUGUGAACAUAACCGCACUGAGACAGCGCGAUAUGCCGCCUGGUAUCUGAAGCGCAUCAAAUAUGGAAACAGACAAUCGCGCUUCGUCCAACCCAUCCCUGCGGACACCAACUGGAUGUUUGAAGUUGUCAUAGACUAUAGAGAUCAUGAUUUUGACCGACCGACACCCACAUCGCAGAACCCAUGGUUAUGCCGGAAUGAUCCUUUCUCCGUCUACCGCGCCGGCUUUGAGGUCAACGUUCGGCACUACCGCCUAUGCCAGCGCGUUCUUAUGUUCCACCGCUUUCCGGACGAAGUGGAUAUUGGCGUAAACUGCCUAAGCUUGGGCAAUCUUCCCACCGGGCUGGGUUCGGACAAGUAUCACUGGGUAAACUUGGACGGAGAAGGCAUAGCAUGCGUAUUGACCGAGCAAGGAAACACUUGGUUCUAUAAACGAAACUUUGGCGAUGCCGAGCUGGGCCCCUUGGAAAUCGUAGCUCAAAAGCCGUCCUCUAUCCCGCUCAACGGGAAGUCGCAGCUCCUCGACCUCGGCGGAAAUGGACAGCUUAGUCUCGUGGACUUUUUGGUAGUCACGCCAGGGUUCUUCAAGAAGAUAGCAAAUGAAGAUUGGUCGUCAUUUACGCCUUUCAAAUUCCUCCCAAAUAUUCGCUGGGACGAUCCGACGCUACUAGUUAUAGAUCUCACAGGUGAUGGGCGCGCCGACAUUAUUACGAGUGAUAAUCAAGUAUUCACUUGGUAUUCUUUCUUGGCCGAAGACGGAUUCGCACUUAUAGAGCUCUAG